Molecule: messenger RNA, 819 nt
Organism: Nezara viridula (southern green stink bug)
Lineage: Eukaryota; Metazoa; Arthropoda; Insecta; Hemiptera; Pentatomidae
Source: the annotation of a GenBank genome assembly
AUGGCUGAUGAAAUUGCAUCAGCAAUGGAGCAGGAAAUGGUGGAAGAACAGGCUAUAAAGUGCCCAAGGCCUUCAGCAAAGAGGCAAAGGAAAGGAUCUCCUGACGCCCGAGAAGAAGCAGAUAAAGAACGUGUAGACGACAGUCUUCUGCAAGAUGCACGUAGAAUCAAAGAAAACAUCAGGGUCUACAUGAACGCAACAGACAGGAACGUGAGUGCGAAGGUACAAAAGCACGUUAAUGGGAAAAUGCAGCAGUUAAUAGAUAUAAUGGAGACAAUAUAUGAUAAGAACUAUGAAAAAACGUUUUUAGUACAACGUGUGGUAAAGGACACAUUAGCUUCCUCUGAAAUGUAUGAUAUCAUAGUAAAUGCAUUAGUGGAAAAAGCAGUACCUAUGGUUAUCGAGGGACUCAAGUCGGAAAGUAAAACCAUACAAAGACCACUGUCAGAACCUCAGACAUCUCGGGAGUUUCCAUGCGUUAAAGAACAACCGCUAUUAGCCGAUGCCCACGCUAUUAUUGAGACCACGGAGAAUGAAAGUUUCCAGGAACAGCAGCAGUCGGCUGGCGGGCAGUUACUGCCACUGAUUGAUAGCUCACGGGGUUUUCACAGGCUCAUUCUUUGCGUAGUGGGCUGCUCAGGUCGUGCGUGAGUUUACUUUCGUCGGAUCUGGCUCGAGGAGACCGCAGACCGACAAUUAUCCUGGACAGAUGGCUGCGGUAUUUCUCCAGCUCAAGCUCCAGCCAAUUCCCGGCCCUCGCCAACUUUACGAACUAACAACUUUGCCCGCUCCAGGGUUGAGCCUGUACUGCCGGUAUAA